AUGCCCAAGACACAGCCCAACCUAUACGCCUUCCCGGGCACCGAUGCCCUCGCACAGGCUCUGCGCGCAUACGUAAUCCAGAGCCAAAACGCCGGUAUUGAGAGGCACGGCGUCUUCAAGGUGGCCGUGUCAGGAGGCUCGCUGCCCAAGACGCUCGCCGCGGCCCUGCUGGCUCCCUCCUCCGGCCCCGAAGACACGGUCGACUUCACCAAGUGGGAAAUCUUCUUCGCCGACGAGCGCGCGGUGCCGCUGGACCACGAGGACUCCAACUACGCCCUGGUCAAGGCCGAGCUGCUCGACAAGCUGCCCGCGGACCAGCAGCCCGCCGCCGUGCACGCAAUCAACGUCGAGCACCUCGGCGACAUCCAGGAGCUCGCCGACCAGUACGAGCAGACGCUCGUCGCCAGCUUCGCCUCGCGGGACUCGGUCCGCUUGCCCAUCUUUGACCUGCUGCUGCUCGGCUGCGGGCCCGACGGCCACACCUGCUCUCUCUUCCCCGGCCACGAGCUGCUCCGCGAGGCGGACGCCUGGGUCGCCCCCAUCGAGGACUCGCCCAAGCCGCCCCCCAAGCGAAUCACCCUGACGCUGCCUGUCGUCACGCACGCCGUCCGCGUCGCCUUCGUCGCCACCGGCGGCGGCAAGAAGGAUAUCAUGAAGCAGAUCUUCGACGCCGACGCGGGGCUGCCCUGCGCUCUCGUCAACGAGGCUGCGGGAGACCGAUGCAGCUGGUUCGUCGACGAGCCCGCCAUCGAGGGCGUCAGCUUCCCCCGGAGGGCGUACCUGUAA
Messenger RNA from Trichoderma breve, 786 nucleotides. RefSeq names its product glucosamine-6-phosphate isomerases/6-phosphogluconolactonase domain-containing protein. Gene Ontology annotation, molecular function: 6-phosphogluconolactonase activity. The coding region runs from base 1 to 786 and encodes 261 amino acids. NCBI's taxonomy places the organism in Eukaryota, Fungi, Ascomycota, Sordariomycetes, Hypocreales, Hypocreaceae. Gene Ontology annotation, biological process: pentose-phosphate shunt; carbohydrate metabolic process. The record is from RefSeq and is a predicted model, not a curated record. The transcript has a single exon.